GAGAGUAGCAGUAGCCACGCCCUCUGAGGUCACAUGAUUGAGUGUUGCCGUCAGAGCUGCUGUGCCUGUACGGGGAUGUAUGAGAGUAGCGCUGCUCAGUGCCAGUGUCAGUGCUAGUGCUAGUCCUGCUUCCUCCAGCAUCUAUUCGCCCAGGAAUGAGAAGCGAUGUCCGGCUUAUCCAACGAGGAGAAAAACUGCCGCAGGUUCCUGGAGCUUUUCCUUGGAGAGUUCAGGGGACCCUUCGGGGAGGAGGACCCCAUCCCGUUUCGUCCGCUGUCUGACCACAUCACUCCGGAGGAGGUGGAAGGGGAAUGCCUGGACCUGUGCCUGCAGCAACUCUGCAAAUAUAAUUGCCCAUCUUUCCUGGCUGCGGGUUUGGCAAGGGCAACAGCCGAUGAGAUACUGCAGAGUGACCUGUCAGCAUACCAUGUACCAAAACAUGUGGAUGGCACAGAGGGAAUCUUACAGCUAGAGACUGUGAAACUGGCCCAUGCAGUAUUUAGCAAGCUACAUGAGAUGUGUUGUAGCUGGGUGAAAGACUUUCCAUCAUGCCGCAAACCUCACUUGUAUUAUGAAACAUCCAUUCAUGCCAUCAAAAACAUGCGGAGGAAGAUGGAGGACAAGCACGUCUGCAUUCCUGACUUCAACAUCCUCUUCAACCUAGAGGACCAAGAGGAGCAAGCGUAUUUUGCUGUGUUUGAUGGACAUGGAGGAGUAGAUGCCGCCAUUUAUGCUGCUGUCCAUCUUCAUGUAAAUUUGGUACGUCAAGAAGUUUUCCCACAAGACCCAGCGGAAGCACUGUGCAGAGCAUUUCGCAUCACAGAUGAAAGCUUUGUAAAGAAAGCAGCCCGUGAGAACCUACGAUGCGGCACAACUGGUGUGGUGACUUUUAUCCGUGGCAACAUGCUGCAUGUGGCCUGGCUGGGAGACUCACAGGUUAUGCUAGUACGGAAGGGACAAGCUGUGGAACUAAUGAAACCACAUAAGCCAGACAGAGAGGAUGAGAAACAUCGCAUAGAGGCCUUGGGAGGGUGUGUGGUCUGGUUUGGAGCAUGGAGAGUUAAUGGAAGCCUGUCUGUCUCCAGAGCUAUUGGGGAUGCUGAGCACAAGCCAUAUAUCUGCGGUGAUGCAGACUCUGACUCUAUUGUCCUUGAUGGUUCUGAAGAUUAUCUCAUUCUGGCUUGUGAUGGUUUUUAUGACACAAUGAACCCAGAUGAAGCAGUGAAAGUUGUGUCGGACCAUCUGAAGGAGAACAACGGAGACAGCAGCAUGGUUGCUCAUAAGCUGGUGGCAUCAGCUCGUGAUGCUGGCUCCAGUGACAACAUCACAGUCAUUGUGGUGUUUCUCAGGGACCUCAAUGCAGCAAACAGCACAAGCCAGGAGAACAACCAAACAGAAAACUCUUUUGAUAAGGGACAGGAGGAUAAUGGAGAUGACAAAGAGAACCAAGGAGAAUGCAAAGGAUCAUGGCCACUUCAUCAGUGCUCAGCACCUGCUGACUUAGGAGGUUAUGAUGGUCAAGAGUCUUUCACAGAUAGAACUAGCCUGAACCUUGGUCCAGAAGUGCAGGUUUUAGAGAAACAAGACUAUUUAGACCCGUUGCAUGGAGGUGGCGGCAAACCAUAUAGUGCCAAAUGCUUGCCGUGCUCCCAAGUAUCCAGAGCUAGCUCACCAAAGAGAGCCAAUGGAAACAAAGAAUCUGUGAGGAAGGAGUCAGUAGAAAGCCUAUCAGCUUGUGGAGAGAGAGAGUGGGAUGAAAGUUUUUCUAGAAAUAAAGGCUUGGGAUAUGUGAAUAUCUUGAUGGCCAGAAAGGAGAGCUUAUGCUGCCCCCAGGAGUUAAAAGAUGAGUGUUUGGAAGUAGGGGUGAAGGGUUCAAUGCAUGCGUCUCCUGUACACUUCAGAAAGAGGAGAGGUGGGACUAAGACCAAGCCAAACUUUGCAAAGCUCCUUUCUUCCAAAAAGCCUUCUCAUAAAGCACGGUCAACUUUAUCAGUGCCAGUGCAGAGCAUUGGCAAGCAUAGGAUAUCCGUACAUUGCUCUGUAGCUUCUAGGAAAACUAGUCUUAGAGGCCGUUUGAUGACUAGAGCAUUGUUAAAAGAGAGCAACUGUAUAGCACUGGCAGACCUACAUAGGAUCUAUUAAAUGUAAACCGAAACAUGACUUCCCCUGUGUGUUAUAUAACUGUAGUGCUCCAGUGAAUUAGGUUAGCUAGACCCACACUUUAAUGGCAUCUUUCUCCUAUCUUAGUGUAUUGAUCUCACCCCAAACAUUGCACAGUGUGGUAUACUAUUUACACAUAGAUAGACAUUUCCACAACUCACUGUUGAUAGUGAGAGACAUAUCUGCUGCUGUG
Messenger RNA from Pseudophryne corroboree (corroboree frog), 2353 nucleotides. It is a transcript of the gene PPM1E, whose product is annotated as protein phosphatase, Mg2+/Mn2+ dependent 1E. The coding region runs from base 166 to 2142 and encodes 658 amino acids. Gene Ontology annotation, biological process: protein dephosphorylation; negative regulation of protein kinase activity. The transcript has 7 exons. Gene Ontology annotation, molecular function: protein serine/threonine phosphatase activity; cation binding. Gene Ontology annotation, cellular component: nucleus. NCBI's taxonomy places the organism in Eukaryota, Metazoa, Chordata, Amphibia, Anura, Myobatrachidae. The record is from RefSeq and is a predicted model, not a curated record.